Cricetulus griseus (Chinese hamster) is the source of this 586-nucleotide messenger RNA. The record is from RefSeq and is a predicted model, not a curated record. NCBI's taxonomy places the organism in Eukaryota, Metazoa, Chordata, Mammalia, Rodentia, Cricetidae.
GCAACCAUCGGGAUUGACUUCUUGUCAAAAACCAUGUACUUGGAAGACCGUACGGUUAGACUGCAGCUCUGGGAUACAGCCGGGCAAGAGAGGUUCCGAAGCCUGAUCCCCAGCUACAUCCGGGACUCCACAGUGGCUGUGGUGGUGUACGACAUCACUAAUCUCAACUCCUUCCAGCAGACUUCUAAGUGGAUCGAUGAUGUCAGGACAGAGAGGGGCAGUGACGUGAUCAUCAUGCUUGUGGGCAACAAGACGGAUCUGGCUGACAAGAGGCAGAUAACCAUCGAGGAAGGGGAGCAGAGGGCCAAAGAACUGAGCGUUAUGUUUAUCGAGACCAGCGCGAAGACCGGCUACAACGUGAAGCAGCUCUUCCGACGUGUGGCAUCGGCUCUGCCCGGCAUGGAGAACGUCCAGGAGAAGAGCAAAGAAGGGAUGAUUGACAUCAAGCUGGACAAGCCCCAGGAGCCCCCAGCCAGCGAGGGUGGCUGCUCCUGCUAAUGCAGAGCUCACUCGGCUUCCUCUACUCACUACUCACUUGUGUUGCCUCCUAAUGGUUAGCUUCCUAAAGGGGUGGGAAAUGAGUUUA